AUGUCGCGUUCGCUCCUCUGGUCUCCACUCCACCUCCUUCUGGGUCCCUCCUUGGGGAUGCUGGGCCCAGCACCAGAAGUCUGAAAAACUUUGGAAGAUCACAGGUGGUGCCUGGGACCCAGUCCUCCUACCACUAGGGGCACGCAAGAAACAACCCCGCCCUCGGCCGCCUUCCAACCUCUCUAGCCAUUCUCUCGCUCCCUGGAGCCUGCGAGAGCAAGGGCGAGACAGGGGCGGGGAAGAAACCAUGUGGGCUGUACUAAAUAACCUUGUAUCUCAGGGACGCGUAGGUCUAGGAGGGCGGAAUAUUUUCUCCGUGUCUUCGUCUCCAGGAAGCUAUACCCUCCGGAGAGAGAAGAGUAGAAGCAGUUCCUCUGGGCCUCCUUUUCUUUUGACCUCUCCUUCUCGGUUCCCUCCUCGGCGUCAUGGGUUCCUUGCCCCCCUCCUCCCUCUGCGUUUUGGUACGCGCCGAUAGAAAGGGGCGGACGGAGGAAAAGGAAGAGGAAGCGGGCAGGUCUUAAAGGGGCCGCAGCCAUUUUAAGCUUUUUUUUUUUUUUUUUUUUUUCUUUUUUCUUCCAAUUUUGCCCGGUGGGGCUCAGCUGGGGUGGCGAGGGCGGCCGCUGGAGGCGCGAGGGCCUGCCCCCCGGGGAGGGCGGUGUGUGCGCGCCCCGGCGCCCGACGCAUCUGGGCCGGCCGGUGCUCCGGCGGGCUGCGAGCUCUAACACCUGCGGCCGGCCAGGCGGGGACAGCGGGGAGCUGCGCGCUCUUGGCGCUGCCGAUGCGCCGGGCCGGAGGGUGAGGCCGCGCGGCGGGGCUGGGACUCAGUUGCCACCUCCAGAUCGGGCCCGGGGCUGCAAGGGGGUCGCCGCGAUGCCAGGCGAAAAUAUCUUCCUGUUUGUGCCUAACCUCAUCGGUUAUGCCCGGAUUGUCUUUGCCAUCGUUUCUUUCUACUUCAUGCCCUGUUGCCCCCUCACGGCCUCCUCCUUCUACUUGCUCAGUGGACUUCUGGACGCUUUCGAUGGACACGCUGCUCGAGCCCUUAAUCAAGGGACCCGGUUUGGGGCCAUGCUGGACAUGCUGACGGACCGGUGCUCCACCAUGUGUCUGCUGGUCAACCUGGCCCUGCUGUACCCACGGGCCACCCUUCUCUUCCAGCUCAGCAUGAGCUUGGAUGUGGCCAGCCACUGGCUGCACCUCCACAGUUCUGUGGUCCGAGGCAGUGAGAGUCACAAGAUGAUCGACCUGUCCGGAAAUCCCGUGCUUCGCAUCUACUACACCUCCAGGCCGCCCGCAACAUGGCUGCCCUGGACGCCGCGGACCGUGCCAGGAAGAAGUGACCCCGGAACCUCCAGCCCCUGGCUGCCCACCUGCCCUGGGAGUCUCGCUGUGCCACGCGGCUCCCCCUCUCACUCCCGCGAGGUCCCAGGCUCACGUCUUCCUAAUGUGUUGUCCGGCCUGCUGGGAAGGGCGUCGGCCUCCUUGGUGAUGCCAUGUUCUCUGAAAUCCUGAGGACCAGUCCCACCAGUAGGAUUCCCCAGGACCUGGACUUCAAAUCAGGAAGGAUGCUCAGGAGGCCCCGCCCAUACGGGCAGUGCUCCUAGGGCACCAAGAGACCUGUCUGAGGACCGGGCAUUGUCGCACCUGCUGGCUCAGCUCUGGGGUCUGGCUUGGCCUGAGGCUUCAGAGACACCUGAAUGAGGGAGAUGGGGUAGGGGCCGGGUUUCUCGACAGGCAGGGAGUCAGGCCUGUGCCCCUGGCCAGAGGAAGCCUGCGGUCCCACGGCCAAGAGAGAAGGAGCCGAGCAGAUCCUUUCCCAUCCCAGCCUCCUGUGUCUGGUCUAUCCCAGCUCUGAAAACCUCUGUAAUAAAGGGGGAGGGGGACGUCACUCUCCAGGAUUUGGUUUCCUUUGAGAUACAGUUGGACCAAGGCCUGGGUUGAGGGGAGCUUGGGGAAAAAGAAGAUUCAUCUGGAUGCUUUCCCCUGGUUGCUUACUGUCUGGCUCUGUCCUGUCGUUCCACAGUGACCUCAGACAGAGGCCCUCCCUGCCACCCAAGCUCGUACCCUGUCUCUGCCUAGUUUCUUGAUGACCUCGUCACUGGCCGUCUCCAUUUAUUUGUAUACCUCAUAUUUUCUAUCCCCACCAGAAUGUAAACUCCCUGAGGGCACAGACUUUUCUUGUUCUUCCUCUGUCCCCACAAUGAAGAUUAACCUGAACCUGGCAGAUCAUAGCCACUUAAUAAAUAUUCACGAACAGAUCA
Messenger RNA from Prionailurus viverrinus (fishing cat), 2258 nucleotides. It is a transcript of the gene CDIPT, whose product is annotated as CDP-diacylglycerol--inositol 3-phosphatidyltransferase. Gene Ontology annotation, cellular component: Golgi apparatus; membrane. Gene Ontology annotation, biological process: phosphatidylinositol biosynthetic process. The transcript is spliced from 5 exons. The coding region runs from base 871 to 1509 and encodes 212 amino acids. Gene Ontology annotation, molecular function: CDP-diacylglycerol-inositol 3-phosphatidyltransferase activity. Lineage: Eukaryota; Metazoa; Chordata; Mammalia; Carnivora; Felidae. The record is from RefSeq and is a predicted model, not a curated record.